This is a messenger RNA of Suillus paluster, 3228 nucleotides long. RefSeq lists its product as uncharacterized. Lineage: Eukaryota; Fungi; Basidiomycota; Agaricomycetes; Boletales; Suillaceae. The transcript is spliced from 19 exons. The coding region runs from base 1 to 3228 and encodes 1075 amino acids. Gene Ontology annotation, biological process: proteolysis. The record is from RefSeq and is a predicted model, not a curated record. Gene Ontology annotation, molecular function: cysteine-type peptidase activity.
AUGACUCUAACGAACUCCUGCAAUACUCGCAAAGCUCAAAUUGUAUCCUCUGGCCUUGGACAACACUUCAUGAGCCCUAGGAAAGCGAGAGAUAAGAGGAAGACUCAAGUCCUUGUCAAGCUGCCUGGCGCUGAGCUCAAGCAUCGUUGUUUACUUUCUCAAAUGCAACGACUCAUGGAUCCUACAUCCUCUAAACCAGGCCGUUCUCUUGGUACCACACUGGAGGGUCCCUCUGGCGCUGAAGUUGAGACGGCACACGCAGUAUCUUCUGAUAGGCCCGCAGACUCGGAGACCAGUCCUUCCAAGCAGCGCACUCUUCCAGAUAAAUCAACGGGUACAUUAUAUGCUAACUGGAAAAAGCUCAUACCCACCCUCGUAGACCCGCAAUUGAAGUAUUAUGCGCGCACUCUUGGCCAAGCCCUGGAGACAACUCACAAUAGAAGGACUAGUAUAUUCCUUCCGCAGGUCCUUCUUCAUCAUGGGCUAUUCCCUACUGCACCUUCACAACCUCAUAUGGCGGUCUCCGUCGAUCUAUUGUCGUUUUAUCGAGCGUUAUUUGAGUGCUCUUGCAAUGCCAUCAACGCUCUCGCAUCCGCGCUCAAAACUCACUAUUUGCGCCGAGGGUUUCAAGUGACCGACUCACACGGUGACAUUGUGCAGGAACCCUUUCGUCGUGGUUUAGGUUAUGCCAUACAGUGGUACAAUGUCCUCCAGGUCGAAAUCGAGCGCCAGGUCGAUGCAGUUCUCCAACAAAGUCGAGAUCUUGUGGCUGGUCUUCAAUCACCUCAACCACUCGCCUUAGCGCAUGCAGAACAUUCAGCUGAAAUUGGCUUACACCAUGGUCAAUGUGCAUCACUCCUCAUCCAACGAUGUCCAGCGUGUUUCGGUGGCGCGCUGUUUGGAAGACCCGUUAACCAAGGUGGCGACAUACAUGUUGCUACCGACGGGAAUUUUCAUCAUCGCCACCGCCGAUCUGCCGGCAACUGUCCUCCCUUUUAUGAGCCCACCUACUUCCUUCCUAAAGGGUUCAUUGACACGGUUGGGCUGCAGAAUUCACACACAACGCCAUCGACUUGUGUGAGAACGCAUAUGAAGCUGCUGACAGGAAAGAAGCAAAAAGCGGCGAUGGACAGCUUUGACGACACGGGAUUGAUGGCCCUGAUUUGCCGUCACGACAUCCCACUUUUUUUUGUUAAUAUUGAUUCCCCGGGCGAGCAACAGAAGUAUCCGAUUGCGCUGAUCGAACAUUUGUUCACAUUGCUCCCUCCUCAAGCAACAGUGGUGACGCUCUAUGACAUCGGAUGUGUUCUUGCGCGGACCCUUUCAAAAUUCGAGAUCCUCCCCAAGGAUACCUUAUCACAUCACGAAUGGGCGUGUCAGUUGGCGUACAAUCCUUGUAUGUGCAUUGGGCUAGGGUUAUCUGAUGGUGAGGGCACUGAACGGCUGUGGUCUCGGCUUGUUCGCUUGAUAGGUGUCGAAAGGUCGUCAUCACGUCAGCGUCGUAUCUGGUUAAUCGACCGUCAAGCAACUGCGAUAGGAUCGGAAAUGAAAUCAGACCUGGGGGACUGGCUUAAACGCCGUCUCAAGCGGGGUGUCAAGGACCAGGGUUCUGCGGCGCUGGAUGUCAUCAACCGUUCCGAAACAUCUGUGGAGGACCUACAAGCUCAGUGGGCUGACCAGCAGGCAAUCCCAACUCUCAAUUCGUGCGCACCUCAGACUGCCCCCACCCGUCUGAAGAAAGAACUAGAUACCAGCCUACAGAGGGGCCAUGAUCGUCUCAUGACGAAAGUCGAAGCGUUGUAUGCUUCACUUAACGUCAAUGACAGGUUUCCCGAGCUCGACGCUAGUUUUUUCGAAUGGGACAAAUUGGAUCGUGCAGUAGGCGGAUCGCACCAAACAUUAGGGACGAAGCUUCACCAACAUACUCGAAAGGCUAUAGCCAAGCGUCAACCUGCGCUGAUGACGGCAAUCCGAAAGUUUAACUCUUACUGCGAACGGUUGGAGUCACUGUAUGAUCCUACUUGGACUAUUCCCCUCCCUACCCCCCUUCCAACAAAAUUAGCUGAACUACGUGGUGACCAGACAUUAAUGCAGGAUGUCUGGGUCACGCCGUCAAUGGGAGAUGUGCCUCGCUGGGACGGAAUUCGUGCCCUUCUCAAACGUGACCAGUGCCAGGAGGAGCAAAAACGCUUAGGCAUGGAGGCUGACAAUUUGUGCCGCUUCUUCAGAGAAGAGCUAACUGCACUGGAGCUCUCACUCCGAUUGCCCGAAAAUAAGCGCUUUCGUGUUCCAUUGCAACAAUGGCACUCACAUUUUAUCCGCCUUCAGACGCGAUGGUCAAACUCGCUUGCACCAUCGGCUCGGUUCACAAGCCGUGCAAAAGAGGCGCUAGACCGCGCUAUAGCCUACUCUGGAGAUCCUCAAGAUACUGUUCUUAAUUUGGCUAGCAUAACAGUGCAGGACCCUGCUCCAGAAGAUGAACCACUUGCAGACAUCCUGGAGGGUGAUGUUGCUAGAGCGGAGUUUGAUGAAGAUCAGAACUUAAUGUCCAAUAUGUGCGCUGACAUUGUGUGGGAUUCCCCAGAGGUACUACGACCGUCGAUGGGUGGAUUCCCCCAACAAGUUUUUGAGCCGAGAGACAUCUCAUUUCUUGCUUCUCCGACAGCGUACCUGAAUGAUGUUUGUAUCAACGGCUGUGCCAUGCUUCUGCAGAUAGAUAUCCCUAACCCCAUUGUAGCUAUCUUCUCCACGCACGAUCUUCCUCGCAUUCACUACAAUGCAGCCGAUGAUAUCCUUUGGCGCAAUACAUCCUGGACGCGCUAUUGGGAGAAAGAUGUGUGGAUUAUCCCAAUUCAUAGGCCAGCUAGUGUUGGCCAUUGGGUUGUUUGUGUUAUUUACUUGUCGAGAAAAGAAAUCCAUCUCUUUGAUAGUCUCGCUGAACGAAAACCGUGGAAACACGACUUGAAAGACAUCAUGAAACUUGUUUGUCGGCUUCUGGUAGUCGCACAUCAACGAGACAAGCAGGUACAUAUCGAUCUGGAUGGAUGGGUGGCUCGGCCAUUGACUGUCAAACCACUCCAGACUAAUGGAUAUGACUGCGGAGUAUGGAUAUUAGCAGCCAUGAUUGCUGUCCUACGUGGACGACACAUUACGCGACUACAAGAGGAGGAAAUGAGCGACUUGAGAUAUUACCUACAUGCUCGUGUACUUUCUAUACCUGCCUUCUAG